GAAAGGAUUUAGUUCUGGAGGGCUCGGUUGUCUUCAUGACUAAGUUGCUAUUCAUUUUCUUAUAAAUUGUAAACGUUGUGACCCUCGACAGCUAUUGCUAAGGUAGCACUGCUGCACCAGACCACACAUGCCUCUUGCAGUAAAUUUACAUCGGAUAACAAUCAGGAUUUGACUGAAAAACACGUAUGGAAUGGCAACCUUGACGUAAGGUACAUGUUGCUCUACAAUGGAUUUAAAAUCACUUCUUCAGAGUCAUUUGAAUAAGCAAGAAAAGAAGAAAACGGUAGAUGCUGAAGGAGAGGAUGCAAGUUCUGUAGAAAAAGAUGAAGAAGUUGUUGAUAAACUCUUUGAAAAAUAUUAUUGUGAAUGGAAAGGCACAGCAAAGCAAACAGGUACUCAUACCAGUAGUUUUUCUAUAAUACCAAAGUUUUAUCACAAAUUGCCACCAGAGGAUGAUCAGUUGCUUCAAAAACUGCGUGAGGAGUCUAGAGCUGUCUUUCUUCAGAGGAGGAGCAGAGAACUACUAGAUAAUGAUGAACUUAAGAAUUUAUGGAUGCUCCUUGACAAACACCAGUCACCCCCAAACUUGGGUGGUGAAGAGCAGCUGAUAAACUAUGAAGAUUUCUUAAAGGUUGCUGAACAAGCUGGGCCUAAAUGCAAGCAGUAUUUCCAACCCUCAACAUUCUGUAAGCUUUUGCAGAAUGAUCCAUAUGGAAGAAUAUCCAUCAUGAAUUUCUUCAAUUAUGUUAUGAGAAAAGUAUGGCUUCAUCAGACAAGGAUUGGCCUCUCCCUGUAUGAUGUUACAGGACAGGGUUAUCUACGAGAAUCAGACCUAGAAAAUUACAUCUUGGAAUUGAUUCCAACUCUACCACAGUUAGAUGGCCUUGAAAAGUCUUUCCACUCUUUUUACGUCUGCACAGCUGUCAGGAAAUUCUUCUUCUUCCUUGACCCAAUGCACACUGGGCAGAUUAAAAUUCAAGAUAUCCUAGCAUGUAGCUUCCUGGAUGAUCUUCUUGAACUUCGUGAUGAAGAACUACCAAAAGAUCAACAGCAGAAUAAUUGGUUCUCAGCUCCAUCUGCCCUAAGGGUGUAUGGUGUUUACCUCAAUUUAGACAAAGAUCACAAUGGAAUGUUGUCCAAGGAAGAACUCUCACGAUAUGGCAUGGGAACCCUGACUCCUGUGUUCAUUGACCGUGUCUUCCAGGAGUGCCUUACAUAUGAUGGUGAGAUGGACUACAAAACCUACCUGGACUUUGUUCUAGCUCUUGAAAACCAGAAGGAACCACAAGCUCUGCACUAUUUCUUCAAAAUUCUUGACAUUGAUGGAAAGGGAUACCUAAAUGUGUUUACUCUGAAUUACUUUUUCCGAUCCAUACAAGAACAGAUGCGGCAACACAACCAAGAACCAGUGAACUUUGAAGAUGUGAAAGAUGAAAUAUUUGAUAUGGUGAAGCCAGCAGAUCCCUGUAAAAUAACACUUCAGGAUCUUAUUAACUGUGGCCAAGGAGAUGUUGUCAGCAGCAUCUUAAUUGAUCUCAAUGGGUUUUGGACUUAUGAAAACAGAGAAGUUCUGGUUGCUGACAAUAAUGAGGAACCUGCCCAGAAUUAUGACUUCACCCCCAGACCCAGUGUUUGUCCUUAGAGGAGCUAAUGCUCCAGUCACAUGUGUUACUUUCUUGGAAUAUACUGGACCAGGAAAGAUACAAAGGAUAGCUGCUGGAACACAGGAGGGACAGGUCUUCAUAUGGGAUCUUAAGACAAGCAGUAUUGUGUGCAAAUGGUCAGGUCAUCCAGGAUCAUCAAUUGUAUGGAUACAUAGUCUUGUUCCUGGAAAACUGUGGACACAAGGGAGGCAUGACAACAUCAAGUUAUGGGACAUCACUGCAUUACCACCU
Molecule: messenger RNA, 1895 nt
Organism: Penaeus vannamei (Pacific white shrimp)
Lineage: Eukaryota; Metazoa; Arthropoda; Malacostraca; Decapoda; Penaeidae
Source: RefSeq, a predicted model, not a curated record